AUGAAAAAAUUCAAUUUGUGGGAGGAGAUGAUGUCGAAAUUCGAGGCUAGGAAGAAAAUUGGUGAGAAGUCAGGAAAUGGGAAGUUGUUAAAUGACAUUGAAGCUAUAAGUAAAGCACUAUAUGCAGAUAAAACACGGCCAAGGAGUUCUAUGUCUACAGUGAGCAGUCGAUCCAAAUCUGUAGGGAAAACCCAUUUGCCUGAACCAAAAUCAAAGCUAAAUGAUGCUAAUAAAGAUGCACUAGAAAAGGACAAGAAGUCCAUUUGGAGUUGGAAGGCCUUAAAGGCAAAUUUUACUCCUGUCCGAAACCGUAGGUUUGAUUGUUGUUUCACUCUGCAAGUCCAUUCAAUUGAAGGUUUGCCUUUGAAUUUCAAUGAGCUUAGUCUUAUUGUCCAUUGGAAGAGGCGGGAUGGAGAGUUGAUGACUUGCCCGGCUAGGGUUUUUAAAGGUACAGCGGAGUUUGAAGAACAAUUGACGCAUACAUGCUCAGUUUACGGUAGUAGAAACGGUCCCCACCAUUCGGCAAAGUAUGAAGCAAAACAUUUCUUGUUAUAUUCGUCUGUUUCUGGUGCUCCUCAGCUGGAUUUGGGAAAGCAUCGGAUUGAUCUCACGAGGUUGCUUCCUUUGACGUUGGAGGAACUAGAGGAGGAGAAAAGCUCUGGGAAGUGGACAACUAGUUUCAGGUUGUCGGGUAAAGCUAAAGGUGCUAAUAUGAAUGUCAGUUUUACAUAUUCUGUUGUUGGGAAUAGUUCUAUGAUAACUGCUACCAGCAGGGAUGUUCCUGAGGUCCUGAAUAGUGCAAGUACAGUAAAACCCCGAGGGAACUGA
Molecule: messenger RNA, 828 nt
Organism: Ilex paraguariensis (yerba mate)
Lineage: Eukaryota; Viridiplantae; Streptophyta; Magnoliopsida; Aquifoliales; Aquifoliaceae
Source: the annotation of a GenBank genome assembly